UCUACAAAAUGAUUAUACCAGCAACGCGCCCGCUAGAAAGAAAAGCAUCGUUGUGAUCGUCUCCAUACAAUGACGAAACAGGUCGAGAUGGCAGAAUCGAAGCGAGCCAGAUUUCUCCCUCAACACUGCCAGCACUACUCGCGGAAAGCCCGCCAAAAUAACAACCUCCCCGAGCCGCAGUCAUGUAAUAUAAACGAUGUCGCCAUCACCCUAUCCGAAAGCAUCUUGGGACCGAUCCAGUGGACCACAUGCGAAAAGUCGCUGAAGGCUACCGUCGCCCACGUUUUAUCUGAACAAGGAGCCGAAACAGGCCCGAUUGUCGUCUCCGCCGACACCAUCUUUUCUCUCAUGAAAGCUAUCGACGAGCUAUGCCUUCUGGGCUUGCUCUUCCCGACCCCUCAGGUUAAUCACGGCUCACAUCCCGUCCUUCUCGAAGUUGGACAGUCGCGGGGUCGUGUGGGUUGGACGCAGCUCCUCCGCUCCAGCAAGCCUGGCGGCCCUAGCAUCGUCAUCCGCCUGAGCACGGCCCGCCACCACGUUGACGGCACGAGUACAUCACUGCCGCUCAAAGAGAUUGUCCAGGUCGCGGUUCAUGAGAUGGUACACGCGUAUCUGCUGCUGUUCUCCUGCCGCCGGGACCAGUGCGAGGUGGACUUCAACGUCAUGCACUGCGAUGCGGACGGCGGUGGGCAUGGCCUCGCAUUUGUCGCGCUGCUCAAGGCUGUCGUGGGCCAGAUCCAGAGCUGGGCACCCGGGCUGCGAGAGUUUGGGCUCACUGACGACGCCAUCCAUCCGUACGAGGACUUUGGGCUUCAGUUGUGGAAGAGGGGUGACAGGAUCUCGUCUCGGAGUAAGGGGCAGCGCGUUUGGUGGCUCGCUGCGAAGCCCAUAUGAAGUUCACAGUCGUUUCUUCUUGUUCGUGUUUUCUUCUGCAAAGCUAUGAAUAACAAAACAAAGGAGAUGGGGCCAUCGAUUGCAAGCGGUUUGCGUUUUCGUGUCAGGUACGAAGUCGCAAAAUGUUUGGAAGGCUGUGCAAGGCGAUGGCGGGUACCAAGAUUUGUUGAGCUAUAUCAGCUUGACUUGUAGGCAGUGGACAAGUCCCUUCCUGGUUCAGAGAGAAUGAUAAAUCGGAAUAAUACAAUAUCAAACGGGUUGUUUUCAACGCAAUCGUUUCAAGUGUGAAUAACUGCCUAACGCCUGACCAUCCUCGG
Molecule: messenger RNA, 1211 nt
Organism: Colletotrichum destructivum
Lineage: Eukaryota; Fungi; Ascomycota; Sordariomycetes; Glomerellales; Glomerellaceae
Exons: 1
Coding region: 70-894 (274 amino acids)
Source: RefSeq, a predicted model, not a curated record